AAUUUCAAUAUUUGCAGAUCGUCAGGAAGACCAAUGCUUCACAAGAGGUCCAAAGUGGAGUUCCACCCUCUAGGUGUCAUUGGGGCAAUUGUUUCAUGGAAUUACUCUUUCCACAAUAUUUUUAACCCAAUGCUUGCUGCAGUCUUUUCUGGCAAUGGUAUUGUGAUCAAGGUUUCAGAAAAUGCAAGCUGGUCUGGAUGUUUCUACUUCCGAAUAAUCCAAACAGCCCUUGUUGCCAUUGGGGCUCCGGAAAAUCUGGUCGAGGUAAUUACAGGGUUUGGUGAAACAGGAGAAGCACUUGUUUCUGCUGUUGAUAAAAUCAUAUUUGUUGGAUCACCAGGUGUGGGCAAGAUGAUAAUGAGAAAUGCUUCAGAGACUCUUAUACCAGUUACACUUGAGCUUGGCGGCAAAGAUGCAUUUAUCGUAUGUGAAGAUGUGGACAUUGCUCAUGUUGCACAAAUUGCUGUUAGAGCUGCUUUGCAAUCAAGUGGACAAAAUUGUGCUGGACCUGAAAGGAUUUAUGUUCACAAGGACAUUUAUCCUUCAUUUGUUAGUCAAGUGAAAAAAAUUGUAAAGUCUGUUUCAGCUGGUCCACCGCUUGCUGGGAGAUAUGACAUGGGUGCCAUAUGCUUGCAAAAUCAUUCUGAGAAGCUUCAGAACCUUGUUAAUGAUGCCUUAGAGAAAGGAGCUGAAAUUAUAGCCCGUGGAAGAAUUGGUCGUUUAGGUGAAGGUGCAGAGGAUCAAUUUUUCCCACCCACUGUGCUUGUAAAUGUAAACCAUACCAUGAAGUUGAUGCAAGAAGAGACUUUUGGACCAAUCAUGCCCAUUAUGAAAUUCAGCAGUGAUGAAGAGGUUGUCGAGCUUGCAAAUGAUUCAAGAUAUGGGCUUGGCUGUUCUGUUUUCUCUGGAAGUCAGCAGCGUGCCAGAGAGAUAGCUUCCCAGAUACAUUGUGGAAUUGCUGCAAUUAAUGAUUUUGGAUCAACCUACAUGUCCCAGUCCCUGCCAUUCGGUGGUGUAAAAGAUAGUGGGUUUGGACGAUUUGCUGGUAUAGAGGGAUUGCGAGCUUGCUGUCUUGUUAAGUCAGUUGUUGAGGAUAGAUGGUGGCCUUAUGUCAAAACGAUAAUACCAAAGCCUCUUCAGUAUCCCAUUGCAGAGAACGGCUUCGAGUUCCUAGAGUCACUUUUAGAGGCACUUUAUGGUUUGAACAUAUGGGACCGGCUGCGAGCUCUAGUCAAUGUUUUAAAGAUCCUUUCAGAUAAAAAUUCUUCUGCCAGUGGUAAUAGAAGAAUUGAAUGAGCCGAAGAAUGGGCUAAAAAUAAGACGCACAUCACCUGUAGUUGAAGCCUUGUCAGAGCAUGUUAAGGACUUUGUUGCAUUGACUUUCACUACCAAUUUCCACCCUUACAAUGUUGUACUACCACUGUUUGAGACUACGUUUUCCACCUCUAAUAAUACAUGCUAAACAAUUAAUAAUUGCUUUAAUAGUCU
Rubroshorea leprosula is the source of this 1488-nucleotide messenger RNA. NCBI's taxonomy places the organism in Eukaryota, Viridiplantae, Streptophyta, Magnoliopsida, Malvales, Dipterocarpaceae. The record is from the annotation of a GenBank genome assembly.